AAAGUACCGAGAGACUUGGUGUCUGGGCAGCUUGGCGCACGCUACCAGGUACAGAUGCUCCAGCAGGUACCCGCACCUCCCACCAGCCGCUAAAACCAGAGCCCUGCAGUCCUCCACUAGCAGGCAAUUGAACCCCAGGCGAAAAAAAAUUCAACCUGGAGGCAUUGCAGCAGCAGCAGCAACGAUAGCGCGAUAAGCCCGAUUAACGGACACACCAGCCCAGAAAGAAAAAAAGUACCACGGAGCAAGUGCCGUAUCUGGGGCCAUUGUAUCACCUCCUCCUCUUUUUCUUUCUUAUCUUUGUCCUACUCUUUUGCCUCUCUUCUUCCCUUCUUCUUCCUUUCAUCAUCAUCUCCCUUCGGCGCAACCGCAUGAGGCUCCCGUGAGCCAAUUCGUCUCUCCCUCUCGCCACUGCGAUUGACCUCAAACCCACCUCAGGCAAAGAAAGGUGUUUCGGAUGGCCGUUCAGUCCCUCCCAGCUGUCAUCGACAUCGACGAAGUGCUCCCGGGCACGCGAUGCGUCUUCAUCGAUGAGUCCGCCAGCAGCAACUCUGCCAAUGGCCUGCUGCAGAAGCACGACGGCAUUGUGCUCGUCCCCCAGCCAACCCAGUCGCCCAACGAUCCCCUCAACUGGAGCCUGUGGCGCAAGAUCUGGCACACUGCUCUCGUGUGUUUUGCUGUUGCCUUGACUGCUGCCACGUCCAACGUUGCUGGAUCUGCUAGCACGGGCGUCAACGAAGAGUACGGCAUUAGUUAUGAUGUCUUCAACACUGGUGCUGGCGUUCUCUUCCUUGCUAUUGGCUACUGGACCUUGCUCAGCUCGCCCGCUGUCCAUCUGUACGGACGACGAAUCCUGUACCUCGUCGGCGCGACCUGGGGCCUGAUUGGCAACAUCUGGUUUGGACGACUCAAGACCUCGUCCGACGCCAUCUGGACGCAGCUCUUUGUCGGAGCGUCCGAGUCAGUCGCAGAGGCCGUGGUGCAGCUCUCCCUGCUCGACAUUUGGUUCGAGCACCAGAACGGCACCUCGAUGGGUUUGUACACCUUGGCCACCUCCGUGGGAACGUACCUUGGCCCGUUGGUCGGUGGCUACGUCGCCGACAGUAAUCUUGGAUGGCGCUGGAUUGGCUACCUCGGCGCCAUCAUGUCGGGCUUCAACUUUGUCCUCUUCUACUUUGGUCUGGAAGAGACGGCCUUCCCACGUGAGCGCUACCAGCGAGAUCGACUCGAGAAUCGCGCUGCCGCAUCCUCCUCCCCAGACGGCGACGAGAAGAUGGCCAGCGGUACCCCAACUGUAGCUGAUGUCAACACGGGUGCAUCAGACGAAGAGGCCGCGGUCACUCCCCGCGACGUCGACGAAUUCUCCCUCAACUACACGCGCCCCAAGUCUUACUGGCAGCGAAUUGCCCUCAUCACCCCCGCCCCGAACCUGCGCGGCGUGGGAGCCAGACAGUAUGUCGGCCGUCUGUGGCACACGCUACGCAUAUUUACCUUUCCCGCUGUCUGGUUCGCCGGCCUGCAGUGGGGCAUGCAAAACAUUGCCCUGUCCUUUUAUCUCACCAUUGAGGAGGACUACUGGACAGACGAUCCCUGGGACUAUGGCGAUGUCGCCGUGAGCAACAUGAACAUUCCGUGUCUCAUUGGCAGCAUCAUUGGCUGUUUCUACGGUGGCUACCUGAGUGACCUGUUUGUUCUCUGGGCCAGCCGACGCAACAGGGGUAUCCAAGAGGCCGAAUACCGCUUGUACCUCAUGUUUCUCUGUGUCAUCAUCUUCCCCACCGGCAUGUGGCUCUUUGGCAUCGGAUCGGCCAAGGGUUGGAGCUGGCCCGUUCCCUACGUCGGCCUCGGCUUCAUUGGCUUUGGCUACGGCUGUGCCGGCGAUCUUAGUCUGACCUACCUUGCCGACUGCUAUCCGGAUAUGGUCCUCGAGGGCAUGGUGGGAGUGGCCGUCAUCAACAACACGCUGGCCAUGAUUUUCACCUUUGUGGCGAGCUACUGGCUCGACACGGGCGUUCAGGAUACCUUUAUUGAGCUUGGCGUCUUGGGGUUCGUCAUUUUGAUGUUGUCUCUGCCCAUGAUUAUCUGGGGGAAGCGCGCGCGGCGCUGGACCAAGCAGAGAUAUCUCAACUUUUUGGAGAUUCGCGACGGGAUGGGGCACUGAAUGAAAAUUUGGAGAAAACGCUUUGUUGUUGGGAGUGUGGUUUGAGGGAGGGAGAUGUGGAUGGGAGAGAGGAAGAAAAGAGGAGGAUGGUGGGAUUAUACCCCUGGUUUUUUUUUUUUGGAGGAGCUUGGCUUGUUUG
Trichoderma harzianum CBS 226.95 is the source of this 2300-nucleotide messenger RNA. RefSeq lists its product as hypothetical. The transcript has a single exon. Gene Ontology annotation, biological process: transmembrane transport. Lineage: Eukaryota; Fungi; Ascomycota; Sordariomycetes; Hypocreales; Hypocreaceae. Gene Ontology annotation, molecular function: transmembrane transporter activity. The coding region runs from base 458 to 2161 and encodes 567 amino acids. The record is from RefSeq and is a predicted model, not a curated record.